AUGUCCAAGGGGGGCGACAAUGCCGUCGUUCAGGACACCGCUGAGCCCCUCGGCCACAUCCGAGACCAGAAUGCUACGUCACAGAAGGACGGCAAUAUCGUCUCUGCCGUGCUGGAUAUUCAGCGGCACGCCGGCACCGUGACGAGGGACAAUUGGAUCAGGUCACUCGAAUGUCUCUACCUGGCCGCCGAGGACGACGACCGCGAGCCAAGUGGCAAGCGUCGCCGGGUCGCCCCGGGCGCUCGGAUAGCUUCCUGUGGCCCCGAACUGCUCCGCCGGACGUAUCUCGACCCCGUGUCGGACCCGGAUGCAGGCCGCGACUACGUGGCCGUCUCGUAUACCUGGGCUUCCUCAGAAGAGGAGGACGAUGAAGGGGAAGACACAGCUAUUGGCAGCUACCGCAUUGAGUCGCCCAACACCGGCGAGGCUGAUCUGCCAAGCAAUGUGAGAGACGUGGUGUGGAAAAGAGUGUUGAGCUUUGCAGCGCACGUCAAGUGCAAAUACAUCUGGGUCGACGCCGAGUGUGUCGACCAGGAAGACGAGUCAGAGAAGGAGACAGCUAUCCAGAACAUGCACCUGGUGUACAGUCUGAGCAAGAAGCCUGUGGCCCUCCUCACCCGCGCCAUCGAGAGCGCGGAAGAGCUUGAUCUGCUCGUUAGCCUGUUGCUCGGAGACGUCAGGGCAGAGGAGGAGGCCGCCGUUUUGGAGCUCCUGGAUGAUAUCACGUCCAAUCUAUGGUGGACGAGGGCUUGGACUUUCCAGGAGGACUACAGAGCGUCCACCCGAAUGACACUGCUUAUCCCACAUAGUGCCGCCCUAGAAGAGCGCAAACGAGAAGCACGCGACUUUGCACACCGUCCACUGCUAGGCACUCUCCAGGGUGAGAUAUGCAUCAAGUCCGCCGACUUCAGGAGGCAGGCCACCGAGUUCUGCCUCUUGUACCGAACGAAGAGCGUAGCAGCCCAGCCACUCUGUAACACGAUCCUCCAAAGAGCCGGUAAAUACAACGUCCUGCUGCGCGAGGAAUCUUCACCCGGCCCCUACGCCAUCUCACGAUCCAUGUCGCCUACGAUCUUCGCCGAUGUCGGCAGCCGCGGGAUCACGACCGAGUCGGACCGGCUCGCAAUCGCGGCGAACUGCUGCGGCUACACGACGCGGCUCGACACGGCCUCGCUCAACAGUAGCGGUAGCAGCCUCAGUCUGUCAAUGCUAGCACUCUACCUUCUGAACGGCGAGAUCAUCGAGAACGACCCGCGGCGGUGCCGGGGCACCCUCCAGGACGGUGUCUUCACGUGGCUGGCCAAGCAGUGCCUGGGUAGCUUCCGGCCGCCCGUCGACGAGGAGCUGACCUUUAUCAAGAGCUGCCGGCUCUUGGACCCGGUGCUGACGCUGGAAGGCACGCAGACGCGCGGUCACCUGUGGAAGCUGGGGCGGACCAUCCGGCGAGAGCCGAUGCGCCGCCUCAAGUACAGCACCCUCAGCCCGCUAGAGAUCCUCGCCACCGAACUCAACUAUAAGAAGUACGGCGCCUCGUACCCGGGCCUCGCGACAAGCAUCCUGGCGUGGAUGCAGGACUCGUCUGCUGCUGCGAACAAGAGGGCCAAUAAGCUGUAUCACCAGCAGCAGCGCCAUCGCCGCCCCUGGGAGUGGCGAGAGUGGAUGGCCAACGAGGUCGAGGCCGCGCUGCUCGAGGGCAAGCCGCUGCGGCUCGCGUCGAUGGUGCAUCCCCAGCACGAGGGUGAUGACGGGCCUUGCCGUGCCAUCUUCGUCUGCGACAGCGAAGAAGAACAAGAAAAAGAAAAGGGGAGUGAAGAAGACGACGGCAGUGGCGAGGACACAUCAGACGAGGAGGCGUCACCAGAGGAGAGCUACGUGUUCACCGCGGCCCGGCCAGCCAAGGGCGGCCGCCUGGGCGAUAUCCCCAAGCACGUCUCGCUGGAGGUGCGAGUCGAGUGGCCCACGGAAGGCGGCGACGGGGCAGGUCAGAAUGCACAGCCAAAGCUGUAUAUCAAGCGCUGGCUCAACGGCCUCUGUUUCUUCGACGGGUACCCACAGCGGCCUGUCCUGUUUCCCUGGCCGCCGGCUCUGUUGUCCUAG
Messenger RNA from Anthostomella pinea, 2097 nucleotides. The record is from the annotation of a GenBank genome assembly. NCBI's taxonomy places the organism in Eukaryota, Fungi, Ascomycota, Sordariomycetes, Xylariales, Xylariaceae.